AAACCAAAUUUCAUUUCCUGUUGACAAUUUUCACGUGGUGUAACAUAUAACACGUUUAGUUGUACAUAGGGGCUGUAAAAAUGCAACAUGAUGAUGUUAUUUGGAGUAUUAUAAAUGGAUCCUUUUGUUCAUUUAAAGUAAAGGCAAAGACACAAAAAUUUUGUAGGAAUGAAUACAGCUUAACAGGGUUAUGUAACAGAUCUUCUUGUCCUCUUGCCAACAGUCAAUAUGCUACAGUCCGAGAGGAGAAAGGUAUCUGUUAUCUAUACAUGAAGACGGUAGAAAGAGCAGCUUUUCCUGGAAGAUUGUGGGAGAAAGUCAAGUUGUCCAGAAGUUAUGAGAAAGCAUUAGAACAGAUUAACCAUCAUUUGAUAUACUGGCCAAAAUUUCUUAAACAUAAAUGUAAACAGAGAUUUACAAAGAUUACACAGUAUUUAAUAAAGAUAAGAAAACUCACAUUAAAAAGACAAAAGAAGUUAGUUCCAUUAAGUAGGAAGGUAGAAAGACGAGAAAAAAGGAGAGAGGAAAAAGCAUUGGUAGCAGCACAAGUAGACACAGCCAUUGAAAAAGAAUUACUAGAAAGAUUAAAACAGGGAACAUAUGGUGAUAUUUACAAUUUCCCAACACAUGCGUUUGACAAAGUGAUUGAUGAAGAAGAAGUAGAGAGUGAAUCUGAGUCAGAAACAGAGAAAGACAAAGAGGAUGAAGAGGAGAUGGAGGAAGAAGAUGAGACUGACGAUGAAAUUGAGUAUGUGGCAGAAGAUGAAAUAGAAGAAAGUGAUCUGUCUGAUAUGGAGGAUCGGGAAGCUAUGUUUGCAUCUGACAGUGAGGAAAGUAGUUCAGAAGAGGAGACCAGUAAAGCUAAAGGGAAACGUCCUAGAAAACGACCUAAAGUGGAAAUAGAAUAUGAACAUGAACUUGAUCAACCCUCUACAUCAAAAAUGAAAGUGAAAUCAUGAUUUCUAUAAUGUGUUUUUGUUCUGUAAAUAAAUAUUUGUAGAAAUUG
Molecule: messenger RNA, 1006 nt
Organism: Mytilus californianus (California mussel)
Lineage: Eukaryota; Metazoa; Mollusca; Bivalvia; Mytilida; Mytilidae
Product: protein MAK16 homolog A-like
Exons: 10
Coding region: 81-959 (292 amino acids)
Biological process (GO): maturation of LSU-rRNA; maturation of 5.8S rRNA
Cellular component (GO): nucleolus; preribosome, large subunit precursor
Source: RefSeq, a predicted model, not a curated record